Molecule: messenger RNA, 1218 nt
Organism: Papaver somniferum (opium poppy)
Lineage: Eukaryota; Viridiplantae; Streptophyta; Magnoliopsida; Ranunculales; Papaveraceae
Product: phosphoglycerate mutase-like protein AT74H
Exons: 3
Coding region: 1-1080 (359 amino acids)
Molecular function (GO): phosphatase activity
Source: RefSeq, a predicted model, not a curated record
AUGGCACCAACGCGUGGGUACAGCGGUGCCCUCACUCACAAAUAUAAUAUCAGCCGCUGGAUACGAAUAUUAAACAAUUCCCACCGUUCACGACAUAGACUUCAUCAUCUCUCUCGUAUAAAGUCUUCAGUUCCAAGAAGAAAACCAUCAGAGAAAUCAAGAGAAGAAGAAGAAAUUUCACAGAGAAUGAGACUACCAAAAAGGAUCAUAUUAGUUCGUCAUGGAGAAAGUAAAGGGAACUUGGACGGAUCAGCAUACACAACAACACCAGAUUACAAGAUACCAUUAACAGAAUUAGGUCAAAAUCAAGCAAGAAUCGCCGGUCAAAACAUUCUCCAGAUUGUUCAAUCACAAUCAGAAUCAGAAACAGAGAAUAAUUGGAAAGUGUAUUUCUAUGUAUCUCCGUAUGAAAGAACGAGGUCGACGCUACGCAAGAUUGGCAAAUCGUUUAAUAAGAAACGGAUUAUUGGUGUUAGAGAAGAAUGUAGGAUACGAGAACAGGAUUUCGGGAAUUUUCAAGUGGAAGAAAGAAUGAAAGCUAUUAAACAAACUAGAGAGAAAUUUGGUAGGUUCUUCUUUCGUUUCCCUGAUGGUGAAUCUGCGGCUGAUGUCUUCGAUCGAGUCUCCAGUUUCUUGGAGUCGUUGUGGAGGGAUAUACAUAUGAACAGACUACAACAAGAUGAAUCAGAGGAGGAGAUAAAUUUGGUAAUCGUAUCACAUGGAUUAGCAGCUAGGGUUUUCUUAAUGAAGUGGUUUAAAUGGACAGUUGAACAAUUUGAGCAUUUAAACAAUUUUAGGAAUUGUGAAGUUAGGGUUAUGCAAUUAGGGCCAGGUGGUGAAUAUAGUUUAGCUGUUCAUCAUAGUGAAGAAGAACUCGAGGAAUGGGGGUUAUCUCCAGAGAUGAUAUCUGAUCAGAAAUGGAGAGUUACUGCUACUAGAGGUGAUUGGAAUGAGAAAUGUUCUUGGUAUCUUGAUAGUUUCUUUGAUCAUCUGCAACAUUCUUCUUCGGAAGAUGAUAAUGAUAAUGGUAACGAUAACUGUGCAGCUGAAGUUGAAGUUGAUGAAGAAUGUAAACAAUGAAUAACGUACAUUAUUUUGUUUGAGCACAACCCAUUUUGUGUUCUUGAUUCUUUGUGUAAUUUGUUUAAUUGGUUGUAAUGAUACUUUGUUAAUGCUGAAUCAAAAAUAGGAAAGAAGAUGUGAAACUGUUUCUUGUAA